This is a messenger RNA of Verticillium dahliae VdLs.17, 1242 nucleotides long. Its product is annotated as COP9 signalosome complex subunit 6. The record is from RefSeq and is a predicted model, not a curated record. NCBI's taxonomy places the organism in Eukaryota, Fungi, Ascomycota, Sordariomycetes, Glomerellales, Plectosphaerellaceae. Gene Ontology annotation, biological process: protein deneddylation. Gene Ontology annotation, cellular component: COP9 signalosome. Gene Ontology annotation, molecular function: metallopeptidase activity; protein binding. The transcript is spliced from 2 exons. The coding region runs from base 1 to 1242 and encodes 413 amino acids.
AUGUCGUCCAACGCGGGCCUGAAGUCGGUCAACCCGCUCAUCUCGAAUCAGUCUUCCGAACUCCAAGCGGUCCUGCACCCCCUCGUGCUCCUCAGCAUCUCCGACUACAUCACCCGCCACACUCUCCGAGAACAUGAGUGGCCCAUAAUUGGUGGCCUGAUGGGCCAGCACAACGGCCGUGAAGUCACCAUCGAGCACGCCUUUGACUGCCAUGUUGCCCCGUCCCCCGACACGCCCUACAAAUACGGUCUGGACCUGCCUAGAGUGCUUGGACGGAUAGAGCAGAUGCGUGCUGUCCACAAGGACCGAAGUCUCGACUUUGUCGGCUGGUACACGCUCCUGCCCAAAACGGGCCCGACUCAAGAACUCACCCAUAUCCACAACACCAUCCUCAACCACAUUAACGAGUCGGCCAUCCUCCUCGGCUUCCACCCGAAGGAAGUUCUCGACCAUUCCGUAGGCGGCAAGCUCCCUCUGACCGUGUACGAGAGCAACUAUGAAGUCGACGACGCCGCCAAGGCCGCCGAUACGGAAGGCGACAAGACGAUGGAAGACGGCGAGUCUACGCUGAAGCUCCGCUUCCGCGAGCUGGGCUACACAGUCGAGACGGGCGAGGCCGAGAUGAUCAGCAUGGACUUUGUGGCUCGGGGCAGCGGAACGGCCACCGCCGUCGAGCCCCCCAAAGAGAAGCAGAAGGGAAAGGACGCCAACACCGCCAGCGGGAAGGGCAAGCAAAAGGCCGACAGCCUCCUCCCGGUAGAGGACGACGCGGCGCUGACGCCGGAGGAGGAAGAGAUGAUCGCCGCGCUGACGGCCAAGGCGAAUGCGACCAAGAUGCUCUUGUCACGCAUCCACCUCAUCAUGACCUACCUCGAACGUCUGCCCGCGGCGUACGUCUCGGGCAAGGAAAUGUCUGCACAACCCGCAGGCGACCACGAGACGACGCCUUCGAAUACCAUUUUGCGACAGAUUCACGCACUCGUCGGCCGACUGGACCUGGUUGAGCCGUCGGAUGUUGAGGCCUUCCGGAGGGAGGUGGUAUGCGAGCAGAACGACGUCCACCUCGUCUCCCUCCUCAAUGACGUCAUGCAGAGCGUGCAGGAAGUGCGGUCCAUGGGUCGCAAAUUCGACGUUGUCGACUCGGCCAAGGCUCGCGACCAGCGGAAUAGGACACCCUGGGAGAUGCCCACGGGUAGGCCUAGCCCUUACGGUAUCCAGGGCGCCGGGGACAUCAUGUUUUGA